Aspergillus nomiae NRRL 13137 is the source of this 1065-nucleotide messenger RNA. Its product is annotated as oxidoreductase, short-chain dehydrogenase/reductase family. NCBI's taxonomy places the organism in Eukaryota, Fungi, Ascomycota, Eurotiomycetes, Eurotiales, Aspergillaceae. The record is from RefSeq and is a predicted model, not a curated record. The coding region runs from base 1 to 1065 and encodes 354 amino acids. The transcript has 2 exons.
AUGGACGCUACGGCCCCAACACCAGCACCGCUAUCCUCAUCACCUCCAUCAUCUCCAAUGGAUUCCUCUUCCCAGUCAACAUCCUUGAACGCCAUGUGUAGUAUGUCAGGGAAUCGCUCUCUGCAUGAAUGCCGCCAGUAUCUGUCAAGUUACGACUCGGCUACCAGCGAGAGUCCCGACAUCAAAAGGCUACGGCGAAAGAACGCCGCAUUGAACUUGAACCAGUCCCAGAUGUCCCUGGACCACCACUACGAGUACCCAUUCUCGGUCUCGUCGGUAGCGUCAAGUCCUCCGCCAUUAUCCCCGUCGCAUUCACCCAGCGCUCUAAGCGAGCAGUCUGAGAGCCUGGAUGGCUUCCUCCGUAUGGGAUAUCACCGCCAUGUAUCUCCAGUAGACCCGUGCUUACUUGCGGAUAUAGCCCCGGGGACCCCCAGCUCCGUAGACGACCAUAUAUACCUCAAUCAGAACCCCCACAAGAUCCUGGACUCGUUCCGGGAUCGACUCGAGAGAUACCCCGACUCAGAUCCCAAACCAGUCCCACGCAAUCCCCCCGCAUCUGUCCACAGACACACAAAGCGAUACUCAGACUCGAUGCUUCUCAAUGUAACCAAGCCCACUGCCACCAUCAUCCAUCAAGGUACCUCGUUCGAGAUUCUCAACCCCCAUGAAUCACUCCACUUCGCUCGCAUCGUCUCGUACAUCGAAGACGUCGACAGCUUCUCCACAGGCCACAACAGAGACUCCUACAUCUCAUUCACCGAAGACACCGUGAUCAUCGAAUCGGACCCAUGGUCUUACGACCCCCCGCCGCAAGCCCGCGUCCAAACCAACACGGAAGAAGCCCUCGAAGAAGAGAACCGAAAGUCCCAACUAGAUAUCGGCGACACCCAAGGCCUCCUCCACCACCACCUCAUGCCCUCCAUCAAUGAGCUCCUCGAAGAAACAGCCCUCAACAACAUGGCCCGCCACCUCCCCAGGCCAUGCACCAGCCCAACCAACGAAAGCGAUCUCGGCGAGCCGGAGACCCCAUCUACGACGACGACAAAAACAACAACCACCCCAUGA